CCUUCCGCCUUCCGCCUUCCGCCUUCCGUCUCGUAAGGAGCGACUAAUCGGCCGCGGAAGAAAAACACGAGGGAAAAAAACGGUCCCACGGGUCAGGGAAAUGUCACUCCCCGCGCCUCGUGGAAACCGACCCGAUACGCACUAGCUCGAUCCUCUGGGCUUUCGGGAACCCAUCCAGGGAAUUCCGACGCGAUUGUGGAACAAGGAAAAGCACGUGUUAUCGAGCCUACGGCCGGAUUUGCCCAUGACGCGCGAACCGAUCGGAACGGAUGCCGUCUACUUGGAAAGUAACGAGGAAUCCCCACCCUGCGUGACGAGUCUGGCGGGGGUUUGAAGAAUUUUUCAAAUCCAGGCACUCCCUGGGGCGAAACCCCGAAGCGUUGCACCUCGCCCUGCGGAUUCCUGCGGACGCCUUGUUUUCAAGUGAAGCUGCUUUCCGUGUACGCGUCACUUUGACGCGCGGACCUCGCUCUGCAUUUUCAUCCAAAUUAUUGACCGUUAAAUAUUCAUUUUCAGUUUUUCUUAACGUUGCGCCGAUUGCCCUGGGUCGUCCAGAAUGAUCUUGAUCUCGAAGGUUCUCGCUUUCGCAUACUAAUCUUUUUAAUUAUUCACUGUGCCAGGUGCAUCGUUGACGUGAGGAAAUGUAGAGCGAAGUCUGCGCUUCAAAGUGGUACAUAACGUGGACACGAGGGAAAGAACUUGAUUUGAAAACAGGACGUUGAAUGUUGAACGGCAAAGACGGAAACAACUGGCUGGGCGAGCUAAUUUUCUCUUCUCCUUAAUUUCACUCCUCGGGAUUUUUCGCGAAAAUGCGGACCAGAAGAAAUGCGUCGCCUCUUUCCUCGUGGAUACUCUGGUUUCUCCUCGAGCCCGGUCGUGCCAGAGACUCUCAGGAGGACUUCUCCCGGUUCGGAGGGAACCGAUCGAACUGCAAUUCUCUACAGUUCUCGUGUAAAAACGGAGAAUGCAUAGACAGCGACAGGCUUUGCGACGGUCGAGCGGACUGCCGGGACAGAUCGGACGAGACCAGCGAGGAGUGCACCAAGCCAGGAUUCUACUGCCCGGAGUAUGCAUUCCGUUGUAAUUACGGAGCCUGCGUGGACGGGGAUGCACCGUGCAACAAAGUGAGGGACUGCGUCGACAACAGCGACGAAACCCUGCCGAGGUGUUUCGGCUCCUCUUCCUCGGGAGGAGGUUCCUCUUCGGGAGGGGAUUCCGAUAUAGUAUUCCCGACGGGCUGCUCCCAGCAUCAGGUCAAAUGCGACAACGGCCAAUGCAUCGAUGCCGUUGCGCUCUGCGACGGUGCCAGGAACUGUUCGGAUGGGUCCGACGAGUCGUCCAGUCGAUGUUCGACCAACGUUUGUCCCCAGGUGGUGUUCCGCUGCAAGUACGGCGCUUGCGUAGACGGCGACAAGGCGUGCGAUGGGCGCGAAGACUGCGCCGAUGGAUCCGACGAGGCCCCGUCCCUCUGCAGGAAGCCGACGACCACGACCCAGAGAUCAAGACCGUGGACACCUACGCACUCCUACACCCAGCCGACCAGGCGAACGACCAAGGAGCCAUCCAGAGGCACUACCUUGCCAUCGACCUGGCCCUUGAAACCGAGACUGCCCUGUCGCGUUCCCGAGCAGCCCAGAAAUGGAAGGUGGCGGCUGCACGCCGCUCAGUGCCAAACCGACCAUCCUUGCACGGUGCCCAGCGAGGUGAGGUCCUUCGAUCCUGGAACCACGUUGAUCUACACCUGCAACCGGAACCACAAGCCGAGGGAACCCGUCAACGUUAUCUGCGGCCCCGAGGGAAAAUGGCUGAACGUCCCGAAUUGCACCGAGAUCACCUGCAAGCCACUUGGUUCGGCUUCCCUGGACGCGUCCUGCACGUACGAAGGGUCCUACGCGUCCUGCGACACCCACGUGAGGCCCAGGACCAUCGCCUCGCUGAGCUGCUGCAACAGCUACCAAAAAGACACGUCCUUGUUACCGACCCACAGAAACAUCGUCACCUGCAACGAGAACGGCGAAUGGGAGCCGGAGCCCAUUAGAUGCGUGCCAGUAUGCGGCGUAAUGCCCGCGAGGACGACCCCCUUUAUCGUGAACGGCAGCACGCCGGAUAUCUCCGAUUUCCCCUGGCACGCCACCCUCUACAGGGUCGACCGAAGGGGCGGCAAAAAGAAAUUCAUUUGCGGAGCGACCGUCAUUCAGAGCAACCUCUUGGUCACCGCGGCUCAUUGCGUCUUCGACGAGAACACCAAGAGGGUCAGGGACCCGAAGCGGCAUUACAUAUUGACAGGGAACAUCUUCCGGGAUUACGACGACCCGUCGCACAACCCGCGGGUGGUUCAACGAGCCGAGGUGAAGAACAUUUACAUCAACUGCAGAUAUCUCGGCGUCUCCGGUAACUACGCCUGGGAUAUCGCCAUCAUCGAGAUCUCGCGGCCGUUCGUUUUCUCUGCCUUGCUGGUUCCCAUCUGCCUGGACGUCGCCGGUGACACCGACAGAAUCGCCCUUGAGGUCGGCAGCUAUGGCAAGGUCGCUGGCUUCGGCAGGACUGCUCUCGGGGAGACCAGUGCCAUUUUGCAGUACAUCACGGUACCCUAUGUGUCCAUCAAUCAGUGCAAAUCUGCUGGCAGUGCUCUGGACAGCGACAGAUACAUCACGAUGGACAAAUUCUGCGCUGGAUACACGAAUGGUACAUCCGUCUGUGACGGCGACAGCGGAGGUGGAUUUGUAGUCAAGACUAAGGAUCUCUGGUUCUUGCGUGGAAUCGUGAGUGCCGGUAUCGGCCAAACGUUGGAAGGUGGAACGACGGCUUGCAACAGUUUCACCUACUCCCUGUACACGAGGGUCUCCGACCACAUGGCUUGGAUACAAGAUAUAAUACUCAAGUUAGAAUUAAAUAAGCCCAUCCCGGCUUGUCCUAAUAAUUCGUAAGUCUUUUUAUACCGUUCUGACGAAUAAAUCGGUUGGUUUGUGUCGA
This is a messenger RNA of Orussus abietinus, 2973 nucleotides long. Its product is annotated as modular serine protease-like. Gene Ontology annotation, molecular function: serine-type endopeptidase activity; protein binding. NCBI's taxonomy places the organism in Eukaryota, Metazoa, Arthropoda, Insecta, Hymenoptera, Orussidae. The record is from RefSeq and is a predicted model, not a curated record. The transcript is spliced from 8 exons. The coding region runs from base 810 to 2927 and encodes 705 amino acids. Gene Ontology annotation, biological process: proteolysis.